AUGUGGAGGUUACAAGUCACUACAAUACUAGAGUUGAGAGCCAGCAUGGAAGGAGUGGUGCCUCUUGUGUUGUGGACUGCAAGCUUCAUACUCAUAGUCAAUGCACAACAGAAGCUGAUGAGAGUUCAAAAAACGAAGGAUUCCAGAAAAUACUGCAGCACGUGGGGAAUGUAUCACUUUAAGACCUUUGAUGACAGAAAUUUCAAUUUUGAAGGACAAUGUGCAUAUGAUUUCUCCAUGGACUGCCACUCUGAAUUUCCUUUCUUUCACAUCAUCAUACACAGAUCUACUGGAGGAGAAGGCAACAUAGUAUACUUUACAGCAAAAAUUGAUGAUGUCUAUGUGGUUGUGAGUCCAGCAGGAAUCCUCAUAGAUGGCAAAGACUUCAUCGAUUAUGAAAAAAAGAAUGGAAUUGAAGUAAAAGACACUUGUGAAAACCUUGAAAUCUUAGGAAAUGGUAUAAAAGUUAUCUGGAACUGGGGGGAUAGCCUUAAGGUGGAAUUAGAAGAACAGUACAUGAAGAAGGUCUGUGGAUUGUGUGGCGAUUAUGAUAACAAUGGAAUGAAUGAUAUCCAGUGGAGAGGUCUCAAUGUUUCUGAUGUGCUUUUUGGCAAUCUUCACAAGGCAAGUGAUCCUACAGAAGACUGUCCAGAUGUUGUUGAUAACACUCAAGAACAAGGCUCUCAUCAGCUUGAUGAUGAAUGUAAGAAUAAGAGAGAUCAAUGUGAGACCAUCAUGUCACAAAUGGGAGACUGCAAGUAUAAAAUGCACAGUUACAAAAUCUAUAGGGAUACUUGCACAGAGGACUUGUGUAAAUGCGAUGAGAAAAACCAAACCAUAUGUCUGUGCAGUAACCUGAACCAGUUUUCCAAAGCAUGUCUGGAGGCAAAAGGACACCCUGGAAUGUGGAGACGUCCAGAUUUCUGCUAUAUAAGCUGCCCCAACACCAUGGCAUUCUUUGAAUGUACUUCACCUUGUCUUAAUACUUGUUCCAACCCUACGGCUAGUAAACUGUGUACUGAGCUGUGCAAAGAGGGAUGUUCUUGUCCACCAGGAACUGUUCUGGAUGAUGUGACUAACAAUAAGAAAUGUGUGAAACUAAAUCAAUGCCCUUGUGCCCAUAAUGGUAAAAUAUACAAGCCUGGAGAAUCGUACUCAGCUGCCUGUCAGAAAUGCACUUGUAUUUUGGGUCAGUGGACAUGCAGUCAAGUUUCCUGUUCUGGAAACUGCACUCUAAAAGGAGGAUCACACAUACAGACAUUUGACGAAAAGGAAUAUAAUUUCCAUGGCAAUUGCCAGUACUUGAUGUCCAAGGAUGCAGAUAACAAAUUUGCUAUAAUAGCUAAAAUUAUACAGUGUGGAAUGACCGAGACCGUGACGUGCCUCAAUACUAUUUACAUCAAUUUAGAACGCAUGAAAAUAAAAAUCUGUUAUUGUGGAAAUGUAUAUAUCAACAAUUUUUUGGUUGCCUUGCCAAAAAUCACCGAUAAAAUAGCUAUCUAUAAACGCUCAGCUUUCUACGUUUAUAUUGUGACGUCAUUUGGUCUUAGUGUGAAAGUCCAGGUGAAGCCGGUCUUUCAACUUUUCAUCUCACUGAAUUCUACAUUUCAGAACAGAACCCUGGGUCUUUGUGGUAACUUUAAUGGAAUUGAAGGAGAUGACCUAACGACCAUUAGUGGGGUGGUAGAGGAUGCAGUGUCAGAUUUUGGCAAUUCCUAUAAAAUUCAAGCCAGCUGCAGUGAUGUGCCUGACUAUUUUGAAAAUCCAUGCUCCAAGAACAUCAAUAAAGAGGAAUAUGCAAAACACUGGUGCUCUCAUCUGGUGCUCUCACCCAUCUUUGCUCCUUGCCAUGAAGAACUGGAUCCCAAACCAUACCAGAAACACUGUAUAUAUGAUGCAUGUAACUCAGAGCACAGUGAGGAAGCUGUGUGCACCUGGCUUGGAGACUAUGCAGAUGAAUGUAGAAGCCAAAAUGUGUUGCUAAAAGACUGGAGAUGGAGAUAUAAUAUUUGUGAUCCUGGCUGUCCCGAAACCAUGGUGUUCAUGUCUAACCCAAGACAAUGCAAUUUUACCUGCAACUCUUUAGCAGAACCAGACAUUCUCUGUCAUUUCAUGGCUGAUCCAAGAGAAGGCUGCAGCUGUCCAGAAGGGACUUACCAGACUCAAAAUGAAAAGUGUGUGCCCCCCGAGGAUUGUCCUUGCAACUACAAAGGGCGAACUGUUCCAGCUCGUCAAACAUUUAAAAUAGACGAGAUCCUGUGUAAAUGUAUACGUGGAAUUUUGGAAUGUCCAAUAGCAGAUGAGGAGAUCAAAGCCUGCAAACCACCUAUGUAUUAUUAUGACUGCAGUUCUCCUAAUCCGGAUACAGUGGGCUCACAGUGUCAGAAAAGCUGCAAAACCCAAGACAUGGAAUGCUACAGCAACGAAUGUGUGAUAGGAUGUGUCUGCCCUAAAGGUCUAGUAUCUGAUGACAAUGGUGGCUGCAUCCCCCCAAGCGAGUGUCCAUGUGUAUAUAGAGGGAAGUUUCAUGACACGGGAUCGACAAUAAACAUAUCCUGCAAUACAUGCACUUGUAAGAACAGGACAUGGGAUUGCACAAUGGAGCAUUGCUCCAAGACCUGCACAUUAUAUGGAAAUGGACAUCUCAUCACCUUUGAUCAGGCCCGGAUUGAUAUCAGUGGUGGUUGUGACUACAUCUUAUCUCAGGAUUUCUGCCCAAACAAUAAUCAUGAUGGAUCCUUUCAAAUCUUCAUAAAGCACAUUCUCUGUGGACACACCAACACCAUAUGUUCUCUCCAAAUCCGAAUUAUCUUGCUGAACAUAACUAUAGACAUAUAUGAAGGACGAGUAGAGGAAAUAACAAAACAUAAUAACGGACCUAAAGAUAAUUCUUACAGUAUUACGUUAAUGGGGCAACACAUUGUCUUUGUAACAGAGUACCUAACUCUGAUGUAUGAUCAGAAGAUGACCGCUACUGUCCUACUGUCAAACACAACUGAGGGGACAGUCUGUGGACUAUGUGGAGAUAAUGAUGGACGAGAAGUGAAUGACCUCACAUCUCCCUGGUCACAAGGAUGUAUUCAGGAAAGAUCAAGAUCUGAGUCUCCAUGUGACACCAAUCCUGAAAAGCUUGCCUGGGCCCAAAAGCACUGCAACCUCAUCAACAGUGAAGUUUUUGCUUCCUGCAACACACUGGUGGACCCCAUUCCAUUCUAUGAGACAUGCGUUGAAGAUACCUGUACUUGUAGCAAUGAUAUAGGGGACUGUGAAUGUCUAUGCACCUCCAUAGCUGCGUAUUCUGCGGAAUGUAGAAGACAUGACAUCUGUAUAAAAUGGAGAACUCCAAGCAUCUGCCCUGUGUUCUGUGACUACUACAACAUGGAUGGACAUUGUGUCUGGCACUAUGACCCUUGUGGCACUCCCUGCCUAAAGACUUGUCUGAAUCCCGAUGAUUGCCAAAAGAUGGAGAAGCUUGAAGGCUGUUACCCAAAGUGCAGUAAUGAGCGACCCUACUUUGAUACGGAGAACCAAAUUUGUGUCGAUAAACUGAACUGUUCAGUUUGUACGGACAAACUUUGUGAUGAACAUACAGGAGAAUGCUUGUGUUGCUAUCUUGGAAAGACUUACCGUAAUGGAGAACCAAUCACUGAAAUGAUUGAUGGACAGCUAUGUAUCACUGGAUACUGCAUAGAGGGACUUCUUAAAGACAUUGACAUGGCUUGUGGAUAUUUCACAUCCCAAACUACAGCUUUGACUGUUACACCAGAAGCUUUUACACAGACUCUUCCAAAGAAAACUGCUACAUUAAUUUCUGAAAUUACAAAAACAGAUCUGUCCAAAUAUACACAUAGUGCCUUGCCUUAUACUAAUGCCUCAACAACAACACCAAAAAUAUAUUCCUCAACAAAAAUAGUUACCGUCAGUGUUUUAAGUCAAAGUCAGCCAGUUACCGGAAGAGACAGUAGCUUUCUAUCAGGAAAAGUAACUGAAUCAACAUCUACUACUCUAAUAUCCUCACCAUACGUUUAUGCACCUACAACUCUCCCAUCAAGUGCCACCAAGCUAAGUACAUCUAUUUCUACAAAAGAAGCUACUCAAUCUCCAAUACCAACCUCCCUCCCUAAAACAACUCAUACAACACCAGUUAAAUCAACUUAUCCAGCACUCGUAUCAAACACUACAACCAUAUCUUUACCAUAUCUAAAGGGGAGCACAACUUUAAAAACUAAAAUGACAGUGAUUGGUACCAUUCCCCUUAUAACAUCAAAGACAACUAAAUUACAUACUUCUACUCAGUCCACAAUAAAAACAGUCCUCUCUAAAACAACACCUUACACAACCACUUUUCAACGUGUCACUUCCAAAUAUACAGUCUCGCCACCGUUUUCUAUAGCGCUUACAAUUUUCAAAACUAAAGUGACUAGUACCACUCCAACAUCAAGUACAGCCAAGCUUAGUACUUCUAUUUCUACAAAAGAAUCUACUCAGUCCACAAAACAAAUAUUCCUCCCUAAAACAACUCACACAACACCGGUUAAAUCAACUUAUCCAGCAUUUACAUCAAAGACUCCAACUAUAUCUUCACCAUAUCUAAAGGGAAGCACAUCUUUGAAAACUAAAAUGACAGUGACUGGUACCACUCCUCUCACAACAUCAGAAACAACCAUGUUACGUACUUCUACUCAGUCUACAAUACAAACAGUCCUUUCAAAAACAACACCUCAAACAACCACUUUUCGACGUGUCACUUCCAAGUCCACAAUCUUGCCACCAUAUUCUAAAGCACCCACAACUGUCAAAACUAAAGUAACUAGUACCACUCCAAAAAAAUCAAGUACAGCCAAGCAAAGUACUUCCAUUUCUACAAAAGAAACAACUUUAUUCAGAAAACAAAUAUCCGUCCCUAAAACAACUCACACAACACUGGUUAAAUCAACUUAUCCAGCAUUCACAUCAAAGACUACAAUUAUAUCUUCACCAUAUCCAAAGGUAAGCAGAUCUUUGAAAACUAAAAUGAGAGUAACUGGUACCACUCCCCUCAAAACUUCAGAAACAACUAAGUUACGUACUUCUACUGAGUCCACAAUAAAAACAGUCCUUUCUAAAACAACACCUCAUGCAACCACUUUUGAACAUGUCUCCUCCAAAUCAACAGUGUUGCCACCAUAUUCUAAAAUGCACAAAACUUUAAAAACUAAAGGGACUAGUGUUACUCCAACAUCAUCAAGUACAGCCAGGCUAAGUACUUACAUUUCUACAAAAGCAACUACUCCUUUCACAGAACAAAUGUCCCUCCCUAAAACAACUCGCACAACACCAGUUAAAUCAACUUAUCCAGCACUCAUGUCCACAAUAAAAACAGUCCACUCUAAAACAACACCUUAUAGAACCACUUUUCAACAUGUCACUUUGAAAUCUACAGUCUCACCACCAUUUUCAAAAGCUCACACAACUUUAAAAACCAAAGUGACUAGUACCACUUCUCUAUCAAGUGCAAGCAAUUUAAGUACUUCCAUUUCUACAAAAGAAACUACUCAAUUAACAAAACAAAUAUCCCUUCCUAGGACAACUCAUACAACACCAGUUGAAUCCACUUAUCCAGCACUUGUAUUAAACACUACAACUAUAUCUUCACGCUAUACAAAGAGGAGCACAACUUUGAAAACUAAAAUGACAGUGACUGGUACCACUCCCCUUAUAACUUCAAAGACAACCAAGUUAAGUACUUCUACUGAGUCCACAAUAAAAUCAGUCCUUUCUAAAACAACACCUCAUGCAACCACUUUUGAACAUGCCUCCUCUAAAUCAACAGUGUUGCCACCCUAUUCUAAAAUGCACAAAACAUUAAAAACUAAAGUGACUAGUGUUACUCCAACAUCAUCAAGUACAGCCAGGCUAAGCACUUACAUUUCUACAAAAGCAACUACUCCUUUCACAGAACAAAUGUCCCUCCCUAAAACAACUCGCACAACACCAGUUAAAUCAACUUAUCCAGCACUCAUGUCAAAGACUACACCUAUAUCUUCAUCAUAUCCAAAGGGAAUCACAACUUUGAAAACUAAAACGACAAUGACUGGUACAGUUCCCCUGAUAACAUCAAAAACAACUAAGUUACAUACUUCUACUCAGUCCACAAUACAAGCAGUCCUUUCUAAAACAACACCUCACACAACCACUUUGCAGCAUGUCACUUCCAAAUCAACAAUAUUGCCACCAUAUUCUAAAGCACCCACAACUUCCAAAACUAAAGCAACUAGUGCCACUCUAACAUCAUCAAGUACAGCCAAGCUAAGUACUUCCAUUUCUACAAAAGCAACUACUCCUUUCACAGAACAAAUGUCCCUCCCUAAAACAACUCGCACAACACCAGUUAAAUCAACUUAUCCAGCACUCAUGUCCACAAUAAAAACAGUCCACUCUAAAACAACUCCUUAUAGAACCACUUUUCAACAUGUCACUUUGAAAUCUACAGUCUCACCACCAUUUUCAAAAGCUCACACAACUUUAAAAACCAAAGUGACUAGUACCACUUCUCUAUCAAGUGCAAGCAAUUUAAGUACUUCCAUUUCUACAAAAGAAACUACUCCAUUAACAAAACAAAUAUCCCUCCCUAAGACAACUCAUACAACACCAGUUGAAUCCACUUAUCCAGCACUUGUAUCAAACACUACAACUAUAUCUUCACGCUAUACAAAGAGGAGCACAACUUUGAAAACUAAAAUGACAGUGACUGGUACCACUCCCCUUAUAACUUCAAAGACAACCAAGUUACGUACUUCUACUGAGUCCACAAUAAAAUCAGUCCUUUCUAAAACAACACCUCAUGCAACCACUUUUGAACAUGCCUCCUCCAAAUCAACAGUGUUGCCACCAUAUUCUAAAAUGCACAAAACUAUAAAAACUAAAGUGACUAGUGUUACUCCAACAUCAUCAAGUACAGCCAGGCUAAGCACUUACAUUUCUACAAAAGCAACCACUCCUUUCACAGAACAAAUGUCCCUCCCUAAAACAACUCACACAACACCAGUUAAAUCAACUUAUCCAGCAUUCAUGUCAAAGACUACACCUAUAUCUUCAUCAUAUCCAAAGGGAAUCACAACUUUGAAAACUAAAACGACAAUGACUGGUACAGUUCCCCUGAUAACAUCAAAAACAACCAAGUUACAUACUUCUACUCAGUCCACAAUAAAAGCAGUCCUUUCUAAAACAACACCUCACACAACCACUUUGCAGCAUGUCACUUCCAAAUCAACAAUAUUGCCACCAUAUUCUAAAGCACCCACAACUUCCAAAACUAAAGCAACUAGUACCACUCUAACAUCAUCAAGUACAGCCAAGCUAAGUACUUCCAUUUCUACAAAAGAAACUACUCCAUUCACAGAACAAAUAUCCCUCCCUAAAACAACUCACACAACACCAGUUCAAUCAACUUAUACAGCACUCAUAUCCAACACUUCAAUUAUAUAUUCACCAUAUUCCAAAGCAUCCACAAUUUUGAAAACUAAAAUGAAAGUGACUGGUACCAUUCCCCUUACAUCAAAGACAACCAAACUCCCACAACUUUCAAAACUAAAGUGA
This is a messenger RNA of Bufo bufo (common toad), 7578 nucleotides long. Its product is annotated as mucin-5B-like. NCBI's taxonomy places the organism in Eukaryota, Metazoa, Chordata, Amphibia, Anura, Bufonidae. Gene Ontology annotation, cellular component: extracellular matrix. Bases 1 to 7578 code for a protein of 2525 amino acids. The record is from RefSeq and is a predicted model, not a curated record. Gene Ontology annotation, molecular function: protein binding. The transcript has 30 exons.